AUGUCGACAAGCACUUCUUACGGUGUGCCAUAUAAGCCCAAGACACCAAUAGUAACGACCUUCGAUGACCUUCUACUUCAGCUGGAUGACAUUCGCUACAUCCGCGUACAAUGGGCUGAUCCGGCCAAUAUUGUCCGCUACAAAGUCCUGUCCCGCUCGUACUUUGUGAAACUUCUGCACUCAUCGCGCCCCAGUAUCACUAUGGCGUCUCCUGCCUGGUUUUCUGCCGGUUUGGCAUUCGUCCCAGACCCCGAUCUGAUGUUCAACGAGUGGCUGUAUGUCUUUGACCCUAGCAGCUUCCGGAAAUGUACCUAUGCCCCGGGCCAUGCCACGAUCAUGGGCUUCCUCGAACAUAAGACGCCCUCUCCCUCCGGCGGCGUCACAUUGGAUGUAUGCCCACGAACGAUGCUCAAACGUAUCGUUGACGAUGCGCAGACCCUAGCAGGAGUCUCCUUUCUGGCCGGCUUCGAGUCCGAAUUCAUGUUGCUCAGCGCGACAUCGCCAGAACCUGUCUUUGUCAAUACAGCAGAAUGGUGCUACUCGCGCAAGAUACCUGCUCAUUCCGCAGAAGCAGCAGCGCUCGAAGAGAUCGCCGACAAAAUCGUGGAGUCUGGAAUCGAGCUCCAGAUGUUCCACGGAGAGGCCGGUCGAGGGCAGUACGAGAUAGUGACAGGUCCCAUGUCGCCGCUGGAAGCCGCGGAUGCGCUGGUUUACACUCGUGAGCUCACCUACAGUGUCGCGAAAAAGCACGGUUUGCAUGCAACGUUCGCCCCACGUGUGAGUGCACACGACUUGUGUAACGGUGCGCACUUGAACCUGUCCGUGCACACAACGAAACCCGACGAGGCCCGCGCGGCGGACGCAGCCUGUGCCCCCACGCUAACCCCCACCGAGCGAUCUUUCCUCCAAGCCCUUCUGACGCAUCUGCCAGCAAUCUGUGCACUCAUUAUGCCUGUUUCAGCGUCGUACGAGCGCACUCGGGAACAUAUGGUUGCAGGCGGCCCAUACGCAUGCUGGGGCACGAAUAGCAGAGAGGCAGCCGUGCGGCUGUGCGGCGCGCCUGGAGACCAUCGUUUCGAAGUUCGACACCCAGAUGCCGCAGCAAACCCUUAUUUAGUUCUUGCAGGAGUGCUGGGGGCUGGCCUGCAGGGUGUGAAGCAGGGUGCGCUCCUGACAUUCGCAGACAUCCAGAAGCCGUUGGCCCAAAUGACUGAGGAGGAGAAGAACAGUCGUGGGAUCGCGGUUCCGACGACGAUUGUAGACGCCAGAAAGCGAUUCCAGGAGGAUUCGUGUGUCAAGGAGAUGUUUGGGGAUCAUUUUGUGAACAAGUACGUCGCAGUGAACGAGAUUCUUGCACAGUAUGUAAGCGCAGAAACGGAAGAAGCGAGUCUUGCACGUCUAGCGGGAGUGUACUAA
Molecule: messenger RNA, 1416 nt
Organism: Fibroporia radiculosa
Lineage: Eukaryota; Fungi; Basidiomycota; Agaricomycetes; Polyporales; Fibroporiaceae
Exons: 5
Coding region: 1-1416 (471 amino acids)
Molecular function (GO): glutamine synthetase activity
Source: RefSeq, a predicted model, not a curated record